AUGCUGAGCGACGUCUACAUGGACGACAUCCUGGUCGGUGCGGAGACCAUGGAGAAAGCCGAAGUCAUGCUGCAACAGCUGAUUGAUAUCUGCAAGGCGGGCGGCUUCUCACUUAAGAAGUGGUCGGCAAACCACUUGCUACUACUGAACAAAGUGGAGCCCGACGACCGUUUUCGACGAGAGGCCAGAUGGUGGCUGCCCGGCGAGAGUCACUCCACUCUCGGUUUACGCUGGCAACCACGUGACGAUCGCUUCGCUUUCGCAACCAAACUGACCACGCUAUCGACCUUCACCAAAAGGUCGGUACUAUCUUUGACGGCGAAAAUGUUCGAUCCUCUCGGCUGGCUGGCCCCAACAACGGUAUUAGCCAAGAUCUUCAUCCAGUCCGCCUGGUUGCUAGGUCUUGAUUGGGACGCUCCGCUACCCAGCGACGAAGAGAGAAGAUGGCUGCGAUUCCAAAACGAGCUGCCUGCUUUGGAAAACUUGCUCGUACCUCGAUGGCUGGGAGGUUUGACUGACUCACAGCUGGAAAUCCACGGGUUCGCCGAUGCCUCAAAGCGUGCCUACUCAGCGAUGCUAUACCUGAGAACAAAAACAAAGGGUCUUAUUAAGGUGGCACUCUUAACUGCAAAAACUAAGGUCGCGCCCUUGAAGCAAAUAUCAUUACCUCGGCUGGAGCUGUCGGCCGCCACUCUUCUGGCUCGUCUAGUCGCCCACACCGUAUCGAUCAUCGGAGCAGCCAAGGCACCUAUUCACAUAUGGUCUGAUUCCACCGUCACGCUCGGUCGGGAGAACCCAGCGGACUGUGCUUCCCGGGGACUCUAUCCUAGCAAACUGGUUGACCACCCGCUCUGGUGGCAAGGUCCUGCAUGGCUGGCAGAGGAGAGCAGUCCUUGGACGACAAACAGCGAGGAGAUGUCAGCGGAGGACCUCCCAGAGAGACGAGUCCGGACUCACGUCGCCGCCGUUACCGAGCUGAAGCCCAAAUCGAAAUUGCUGCUGCGCUACUCCUCGCUAAAACGACUGCUGCGGAUUACGGCAUGGUGCCGUCGCUGGUUGCUGAUCCACCGCCAGCUCCGCCACGUGCAAAGCCAGCCUGGCGUGAUCAGCUCCGACGAACUGACGGAAGCCCGCAUCUCUUGGGUGAGGUUGAUCCAGGCUAAAAUAUUUAAAGACGAAAUUAGAAGGCUGAAAAAUAGAACGCCUCUGCCGUCGCAAAGCUCCCUGCAAAAACUGAAUCCAUUCCUGGACAGCGAGGGACUUCUACGAGUCGGCGGGCGCCUCAGAAACGCUAACCUGCAGUACGAUGCCACUCACCCGCCAAUACUGCCCAGCGAGUCGACAUUCACUCUCCUCGUCGUAGAUGACCACCACCAGCGGACGUUACACGGCGGUACUCAGAUGACCUUGUGCUCCCUGCGCCGGGAGUAUUGGGUCCCUCGAGGUCGGUCAUUGGUGAAAAGACACAUCAGCCGAUGUAUAAGGUGCACUAGAUGGCGAGCCGCCAUCCCACAGCCUCUCAUGGGCGAUCUCCCGGUGCCAAGGGUCACAUCAAGCAGGCCGUUUCUGCACACCGGCGUCGACUACGCCGGUCCGGUUUGGCUGAGGACCUCGAAGGGCCGCGGACACAAAGCAACUAAAGGGUUCAUUGUAGUUUUUGUGUGUUUAGCCUCCCGAGCCGUUCACCUCGACGUAGCCUCGGACUACUCCGCCGACGCCUUCAUCGCAGCCUUGCGCCGGCUCAUCUCAAGGCGAGGGGUCUGCAUCUCCUUAUAUAGUGACUGCGGUACCAAUUUCGUGGGUGCUGACAGGCAGCUAAGCGCUCUCUUCUCCGCCGCCAGUGCCGACGGACGCCGCAUCGCCGCAUUCGCCGCACAGGAGAAAAUCCAGUGGCACUUUAAUCCAUCGGCGGCACCGAACUUCGGCGGCUUGUGGGAAGCCGCGGUUAAAUUUAUGAAGCACCAUCUGCGACGAGUCAUAGGUGAUGCAACCCUCAUCUAUGAAGAGCUGGCGACGCUACUCUCGCAGAUAGAGGCUUGCCUCAAUUCUCGACCGCUGCAGCCCUUGUCCGACGAUCCUGAGGACGUAGCAGCUUUCACACCGGGGCACUUCUUGAUCGGUUCCGCUCUCUCCGCAGUACCGGAACCGUCACUCGAACGAGAGCCGUCGGCCCAACUAUCACGCUGA
Nylanderia fulva is the source of this 2187-nucleotide messenger RNA. The record is from RefSeq and is a predicted model, not a curated record. Lineage: Eukaryota; Metazoa; Arthropoda; Insecta; Hymenoptera; Formicidae.